ACCCCCAUAUGAUGGUUGACAUGAUCUUUCUCUUAUUGUUAUUUAGAUUGAAAGAAGCAGAAGUGGGUUGUGGUGUUCUGGUCGAGUGUGACAACACCAUAAAAGAGACAAAUUUUGAACAUUUGGAGGUUUAUAAAAUCUGCCGUCUGCAGGGCAACACAGUGGACUACCACAGGCACCACUAUGCAAUAGGACUUCCCGAGGGAGUGAAGGACCUUCCUCCCGGGGUGGCUCUUCCUCUGGAGGUCAACCUGGUCUACAUGCAGGGCAUCAGCUUCAGUAAGGGCUGUUCCAUCGGCCAGGACUCAUCACAACGGGGUGGAACGGAAACAUCUGAUGCCGUACGCACGUCGGCACUACCCGAAGGAUUGGCACCUCAGACCCAGUCUGGCAAGUCAGCCGGGAAGCACAGGGCCGGGCUCAUGCCAAAGAGCCAUUAACACUCAAGGCUUCUGAGGACACAGUCUCUGGAGGAAUCCGUGCAAUACUGGUGGCCCAAAGACUCUUAAAGCCAAAUGAAGAUAAGAGGUAUUUGACCCCUUGACCCCAACAAUAUGAAACGCACACAUGUUGAAAUGAGCCAGAUCAUACUUACAUGGAUAAUGUACAUAAAGUUCAAAUGUUCUUAUUCCAAAUCACCUAGUACAGUAUUUCACUGCUGGCA
Molecule: messenger RNA, 664 nt
Organism: Oncorhynchus gorbuscha (pink salmon)
Lineage: Eukaryota; Metazoa; Chordata; Actinopteri; Salmoniformes; Salmonidae
Product: putative transferase CAF17 homolog, mitochondrial
Exons: 3
Coding region: 9-440 (143 amino acids)
Cellular component (GO): mitochondrial matrix
Molecular function (GO): protein binding
Source: RefSeq, a predicted model, not a curated record